AUGCACCAUUGCUUCGAUUGCGAUCGUGCUUUUUCCGAUGUAUUGGCAUUACGCCAACACCUCCGGGAUUCCUCAGCUCAUGCUCUCGGGUUCCGUCGCGAUGAUUGUAACCGGGGCUUCGGCAGCGAUGACGCCUUUCGACAGCAUCUCCGUGACUCACCAGCUCACUCUUCGAGCUUUGACUGCGACGAUUGUCACCGAAGCUUUGGCAGCGAAGAUGCCCUUGAACAACACCGGCCAAAUUCCAAAGGCCACAGUCGACAGCAGGUGAAAAGCCUUCGUGUCAGUCCGAAAGCAGACAAAACAAGUACCACAGACAAGAGAACUCGGUAUGACGGCAUCUCGCCAUCAUUGAUCAAGCCAGUAUACAAACUUGCUGUCCGACUGAGACGUGGACUCCCAACAGUCGAGGACAUUGUGUUGGCAACAGGCACACGUCUUGAGAGACCUAUCGUCGUCGCGCUUAUCGCCGCGGCUGAGCGCCUAAACUCCCUAUCCGAAAGCCGUGAAGAUGCACAAAGGCGUGCAGAGCGACAAAAAGAACGAUCACGACUGGCACAACUGGCAGAAGACGCCUUCAUAGGAAUUUUCUCUCGUCAAGGGUUAGACUUUACAACAGAGUCACAGCAGCGACAACAAGCAAAGCUUCUGGAGCAGCGCGCAUUCCUGACGCCGGAUAUGAAGUUUACUUCUCCAGUGAUGAUCUGCGGCCUGCUAUGCAACUGGCUUGAGUUCAAAGACUACUUUGGCUUCCCCGACAACCCAUUUGUGAGCUCGAGCGAAAGAAAGCAAUUGAAGAAGUAUGUCGUCGCCUUUGGGUCUGGAGCCGUUGUUUAUUUACUGGGCUUUCAAAAUAAUUAUCCAAACAUCAAAGACGUUGGGGUUUUCAGAGCCCGGGAAGUUUUGCAGAACCUAUUGGGUUCUUCUGGAAUCUGAAACUGUCAAUUUUUGCAACAACAGCAUGUUCUCAGUGAUCGAUUUCGGUCUGAAAUGUGGCCAUGUAAUGUUUUAGUUGUCUGCAAACUGUAACCCAUUCUUUAAUUUUACAAAAUGCUUAUAGCUCUCUGAUAGGUAUCUACACCACUCGUCAAUAGGAUUUAGCAUUGGUUGUUGAGCGCAUCGACCAACAACACCCGAG
Molecule: messenger RNA, 1138 nt
Organism: Exophiala oligosperma
Lineage: Eukaryota; Fungi; Ascomycota; Eurotiomycetes; Chaetothyriales; Herpotrichiellaceae
Exons: 1
Coding region: 1-936 (311 amino acids)
Source: RefSeq, a predicted model, not a curated record